This is a messenger RNA of Rhododendron vialii, 2512 nucleotides long. Its product is annotated as endoglucanase 6-like. The record is from RefSeq and is a predicted model, not a curated record. Gene Ontology annotation, molecular function: carbohydrate binding; hydrolase activity, hydrolyzing O-glycosyl compounds. Bases 195 to 2039 code for a protein of 614 amino acids. NCBI's taxonomy places the organism in Eukaryota, Viridiplantae, Streptophyta, Magnoliopsida, Ericales, Ericaceae. The transcript has 9 exons. Gene Ontology annotation, biological process: carbohydrate metabolic process.
UCUCUCUCUCUUCUCUCUCUGUUUAAUAGGGUCACUCUGUUCUGGGUCGGUCUAUCACAAUUUUUAGUUGAUAAACCAAACCCACAUUGCAAUUCUGUUCCUAUAUAUACCAACAUACAUUUAUACAGCCUCCAGUAGAGAACAAAUAUACAUAUAUCUCCAAUAUUUUUACCAUAAACUGUGGUUUCUAUUCUAUGGCUCCUCUGUUUGUGCUUCUCGGACUUCUUCCUUUGGCUUUCGCCGGCCACGACUACGGACAAGCUCUUACUAAGAGCAUUCUCUACUUUGAAGCUCAGAGAUCUGGUUAUCUCCCAAGUACUCAGAGAGUGCAAUGGAGGAGUAAUUCUGGUCUGGACGACGGAAAGGCUAACGGGGUGGAUCUGGUUGGAGGGUACUACGAUGCAGGGGACAAUGUGAAGUUUGGGCUGCCAAUGGCAUUCACAAUAACAAUGAUGUCAUGGAGUGUAGUAGAGUAUGGCACUCAAAUUUCUGGGAGUGGAGAGCUUGGCCAUGCCAUGGAUGCUAUUAAAUGGGGCACUGAUUAUCUCAUCAAAGCCCACACCGAACCCAAUGUCCUCUAUGGAGAGGUGGGAGAUGGGGACACGGACCACUACUGCUGGCAAAGGCCAGAAGACAUGACGACGUCGCGGCAGGCUUACAGAAUCGACGCCAACCACCCAGGGUCCGACCUUGCCGGAGAGACCGCCGCUGCCAUGGCCGCCGCCUCCAUCGUCUUCUCUCACUCCAACCCUUCCUAUGCUAAUGAGCUCCUCACCCAUGCCCAACAGCUUUUUGAGUUUGCGGACAAAUACAGGGGCAAAUACGACAGCAGCAUCACUGUGGCUCAGAAGUACUACCAAUCUGUCAGCGGAUACUUCGAUGAGUUGCUGUGGGCUGCUGUGUGGUUGUACAAGGCCACAAACAACCAGUACUACUUGAGCUACCUCGGCAAGAACGGCGACGCGUUCGGUGGAACCGGGUGGGACAUGACCGAGUUCAGUUGGGACGUCAAGUAUGCCGGUGUUCAGACUCUUGUUGCCAAGUUGCUAAUGGGAGGGAAAGCUGGACAGUAUACACCAGUGUUUGAAAGAUACCAAGAAAAAGCGGAGUCUUUCAUGUGUUCGUGUCUUGGAAAGGGAAGCCAGAGCGUCCAGAAGACCCCGGGAGGCCUCAUUUUCCGCCAGAGCUGGAACAACUUGCAGUUUGUGACCAGCUCUUCUUUCCUCCUCGCUGUCUAUUCCGACUACCUCACCUCGGCUGGGAAAAACCUGAACUGUGCUUCUGGCAGUGUCCCCGCGUCCGAGCUUCUUUCACUUGCAAAGUCUCAGGUGGACUAUAUACUUGGGGACAACCCAAGAGCUACGAGUUACAUGGUGGGCUACGGAACCAACUACCCACAACAGGUUCACCACAGAGGUUCCUCAAUUAUCUCCAUUAAAGUUGACUCCUCGUUCGUUACUUGCCGAGGAGGGUAUGCCACUUGGUAUGCAAGCAAGUCAAGCGAUCCGAAUCUCCUAACCGGUGCCAUUGUUGGUGGCCCUGAUGCUUACGACAAUUUCGCUGACGAAAGAGAGAAUUAUGAGCAAACGGAGCCAGCUACUUACAACAACGCUCCUCUCCUCGGCCUUCUGGCUAGACUAAAUGGUGGCCGUAGCGGCUAUAACCAGCUCCUUCCAGUGGCCAUUGCAGUCCCCAAAAGCAGACCGAACACAGCUCCGGUAACCAAAACAACUCCAGCUCAAGGUUCAUCUUCCGCCCCCAUUGCCAUUGAACAGAAGACGACAACUUCAUGGAACUACAAGGGAAACACAUACAACAGAUAUUCCACAAUCGUAACAAACAAGUCAGACAAGUCUCUAACGGAUCUCAAUCUCUCGAUAUCAAAACUAUAUGGCCCUCUGUGGGGCCUAACAAAGUCUGGUGGUUCAUAUUCUUUCCCGUCGUGGCUCAAUUCCUUACCAGCUGGAAAGAGCCUCGAGUUUGUUUACAUAUCCGCCUCUCAAGCGGAUGUUUCAGUCUCAAGUUACACUUUGGUUUGAGGAAAGAAGAGGAAAUUCACACGGGUUUUACAGGGCGUUGUGAUUUCUAAGUUUGUGCAGCUAUAGAAGAUGAAGUCCAGAAUGGUCUUUUCUUUUUAGUUGUAAGUAUAGAUAAAUUGUUGAAUUUGAAUGAGUAGGUUUUUAAGGCUUACUGCGCGAUUGAUACGGAAGAAGAAAGGAGUGAAGAGACUAUCAUAUAGGUGCGCUCAUCCUCUUUUUUCUUCACUUCAUUCAUUAGUUGGACAGAUUUGGGAGAGAAACUGAAAGAGUGUUAGGAAGUGAAGAGAAAUCUCUUCCUGACAAAAUUCAGAGUCUGUGUUUUUUGACACUCUGAAAUCAGUUUUCCGAGCAUUUUUCGGGUUUUUUCUUUUCCUCUUUCGGGUUGUGAUCUUUGUAAUCUAUGCAACAUUUCAUAUAUGCAGUACAUAAUAGAUUCUGCAAUGACAAUGUUUGCCUCUUUUGCUUUUUCGUCU